Molecule: messenger RNA, 3309 nt
Organism: Myripristis murdjan (pinecone soldierfish)
Lineage: Eukaryota; Metazoa; Chordata; Actinopteri; Holocentriformes; Holocentridae
Gene: tmem198aa
Product: transmembrane protein 198aa
Exons: 7
Coding region: 553-1755 (400 amino acids)
Biological process (GO): positive regulation of canonical Wnt signaling pathway
Cellular component (GO): plasma membrane; cytoplasmic vesicle
Source: RefSeq, a predicted model, not a curated record
GAGAGAGAGAGAGAGCACAAAGGAAGCACAUACACCCGUUGCUGGGAAGGAUAUAACAGGGUGAUGUAAAUAUGGAAUAACAAACACAAGGGGCUGCCUUUUCAUUUCCCAUCCCACUGGUCUAUCAUUUGUGUUCAGUGUAAUACAAAGAGGUGACUGGCCUGUGAAACUACCGCGUCUGGCCACCGAGAAAAAAAAAAAACAGACAGACAAUAAAGAAAAGAGUGGCGGAGAGCAAAGAGGAGUUGAGCGUUGUUUUAUCUUCGCUGUGUCGGGGUCUCUUUCUGGAGUUCUGCACUGUUGUUGUUGUUGUUUUGCUGGACCGAACCGGGUUCACCGACAUGAGGAUGUUGGCUUCUCCAAGCUGACAAGUGGAUUUUGGAAUAAACAGGAAAAAAGGAGAAGAAAAUCAGAGAAAAGCGCGUCAAUGCUGUGUUUCUGAGGUAGACCUUUCCAUGGGUGAGUCCCACUGAUAGAGGCGGCACCACUCCAUCUCUCCUCCCCACCUCCCCCUCCCAAAAACCCCAGCCCCCCCCCUCCACUUCAGUCGCCAUGACGUCCACCAGCCAGCUGUUGCUUUAUCAGCUCUCCCCUCCCGCGGGGCUGCUGGGCGGGGCUGAGGGGAGGCUGAGGUGCGACCAGGAGAUCGAGAGGCGAUAUGAGAUCGUGCCCUCCGUGGUCUGCUCCAUGUGCUGCCUCUUUGGAAUCAUCUACUGCUUCUUUGGCUACCGCUGCUUCAAGGCAGUGAUGUUCCUGACAGGCCUCAUGUUUGGCUCAGUGGUCAUCUUCAUGCUGUGCUACAAGGAGAGGGUGAUGGACACUCAGCUGAGUGUGGAGGCCUCAGUCGGCAUCGGCCUGGGCAUCGGGACCCUGUGUGGGCUGGUCACCAUGCUGGUUCGCAGUGUGGGACUGUUCAUGGUUGGCCUGCUGCUGGGUCUUUUGGUUGGAGUGGCUUCACUGGUGGUAAUGGAGGAGUUCUACCACCCCAGAACAGUGUGGGUUCCUUUGGGUGUUCUCCUGGGUUCUGGCACGCUAUUCGCUGUUCUCACCCUCCAGUGGCAGCGCUGCUUUGUCACCCUCUCCACUGCCACGUUCGGCUCUGCCAUCAUCACCGUCACCGUGGAUUACUUCAUAGAGCUCUUCGCCUUGGUGCACUAUGUCUAUGAGAGACUCAAGGUUGCGCCAAAGAGACCAGUGUGCUGGUUCACUUGGGUCAUCCUGGGGGUUUGGCCGGUCCUGGCGUUCCUCGGAGUGCUGAUUCAGUGGAAAGUCACUGCUGAGGGAUAUUCCCACACAGAAGUGGUUUUGAGUCGGCAGCAGCGGAGGGUCCAGCUCAUGCGCAUCCGCCAGCGGGAAGAGAGAUUGAAAAAGGAGAAGGAGAACAAGAAGAAGAAAAAGCGACAGAACCAGAAGACCAGCCACAAGCAGAAGACCCACUCCCAUCACCACCACCGCCAGCAGUACCAUCACCCGGGGGUGUCCCACCCUCAUCACCAAACCCAGAGCUCCCAGCCGCCCAAAGCCCCCCCUCCCCAGACAGAGCCAGGCUACCACCGCAAGACCAACCCCAUACGCCGCUUUGAUGGAGACGUGCUGUCACCGAGCUACAUCAGGAGUUUCAGGGACAGACAGACGGACAGACGGUCGUACUCCCACAGCCGGAUGAUGAGCCGCUCUCGUAUGGCCGAGCUUGACUAUGACUGCGGCUCCCAAGUGCCCCUCACGGCCCCCAGCGGACCCCCAGUACGCGUCUGAAACUGCGAUUUAUGAUACACACGCACGCACACACAUGCAUGCACACAUGCACACACACACACACACACACACUCACACUCACUGCAGGCUCUUUCAAACUGCUGUGUCACAAUCUCGCUGUGCCAACCUAAUCUAACUGCCUAUGAGCCCAACAGGAACUCACUGUCUCCCACUGUGGUUGAGUCCCAUUGUUGAACUGUUUGGAUUGCAGUUAUUUGUUUUGAUUACAGUUUUUUUUUUCUUUUUGGAAUGUCAAAACUGUUUUGAAAAAGACACAGACUGCUGUGCCUCUGCUUUUGGAUAGAGCAGGAAUUGACUGCAGUCGGAAGGCGAUGUGGUCAAAUCUCAGACAUCACCACUCAUUAUUACACAUUUGGGUCCAAACACCCCUUGUAGCUGGCAUGGAAGACACUGGAAUUUUGCAACUAUUUAAUCAAGAGACUGACGUGUCACUUUGAUGUUUUGAUGAAAAGCUGUGUGUUUUCUUUUUUUUUUAAAUUGGCUUUUAUGGUCAUAUGACUACUCAGCAUGAGUCUCAGUGCACUUGAAUCAGAGGGGAUACUCAAAGUAGCUGAAUAUUCCAAUGAGGAAAUAAUUUAAGGACUCAUGUCUCCACAGGAGGGCUGCACAAGUUGAGGUAAAAAGGACCACUGCUUUUAACUUGUCCUUAAAAAUUAGCUGUUCUUUAAGAUUGUAACAAAUUACAAAGAAUAACAUUCAUGAAGUCAAGGUCUACUUUCAAUAAACCUUGAACACUUUCUUUACUGGAAGCUAAUUGAAGGAGGAUUUGAGUGAGAAUUUGCUUCAAGGAUUCCUCUUGAAUGCACAAAGGAAUUCAUGCAACAGCAUAAAGUGAUGGUGACGCUGUAUAAAACACUGUUCAUGCAGAAACGGAAAGACAGCCCUUCCUCAGUUUCUCUCAAAAGGUCACUCUGUGAAGUGAAGUGAAGUGUUUGUGAAGUCAGCUUGUUUCCGUUGCCUUCACUGACAGCCAGUGAAUCCAGGCGCUGGAUCACAAGCAAUUUUAAGUGUAAAGUUCUGCUGUUGUUGCAGGAAAAAAAAGAUGAUUGAACAAUGUUGGUGCAUCCAUUGUCCAGGGGGGUUGUGCUUCACAUUGAGCUGCCUCACUUGACAGGAGCUCAUCUCUUUCUCUGUGCCCUUGGCAACUGUACAACUGCACAUCUGACUGGAAGAAAGUGACAAAAAAGUACCCAUAACUAUAAUACACAUGCUCCUUCCCUCUUCUUUGUUCAUUCCAUUCCAUUUAAAAUGUUUUUGUUUUUUUUUUGUUUUUUUUUUUUUUGGAGGCAAUGCAUUUGAAUGUCCUGACUAAUUUCUAAAAAGUACUUCAAUGACUCCUUUCUUUUCUCAUCUCCAAAAUAAUUCUGUUUUAGAGAAUACAUCAGCCUUUUAAAGAUGCUUUUACAGCAAGCAAAAAGUCACUGCUGUGAAACUCUGGUCACUCAAGCAUUUGACUGCUUGCCAUGAAGACCGUUUGAGAGUUUGAUGUGGACAACAAGUGACAGUCAAAAUGUGUGUGUGUGUGUGUGUGUG